UAUUAAUAAGAAUCGACAUAAGUGUUAACAUGUAUUAUAUAUACUUAUAUGCAAAAGUAUGAUGUUACGCAUUGGGCCUUGCUGUUCUAAAUGGAAGGUGUCUGCAUGCUAAGUGCUAACGUUACAUUAGCCGUGGGAGCUGCACAGUAAACUGCAGUAAGGAGAACGUUAGAGAAAGUUAAUUUUUAUACAUAUUAAAACUUCCAGUUAUUAUUUAUAAGAUAUUAAUUUGGCACCAACUUGUUUGUGAGGUUAACUGCAAUGCAGACGUCAUCCAAAAAUUGCACCAAACAAACUAAUUCAGCUGUGAAAAAAAAUAACGUUACUGUAUUUGUGGUUUUCAUAGGAUGCGUACAAAGUACAUAAACUACAGUACUUGUCAAAAGGUCAUCAUGAAUUUUAAUAUUUUGUAUGCUUAAAACACAACGUUGUACUCAAAAUGUUUAAAUUGAAUUAAACGGUCUAAUAUGAGGAUCCAUGUUAAACGCUUUUGGAGAACAUGUAACCUGUCAUGUCCCUCUAUGUCUCUCCUCAGGAAGUGAUGAGUGAAGAUUCUAACCCUGCAGCCUCACCCACUCCCUGUCAGGACAUACAGGGAGAUGGUCGAUGGAUGUCAUUGCACAAUCGAUUUGUAUCAGACAGUAAAGGAAAAGAGCCGGAUGUUCUGUUUGUUGGAGAUUCACUUGUCCAGCUUCUGCAUGAGUUUGAGGUUUGGCGAAAACUGUUUUCUCCUCUCCAUGCUCUGAAUUUUGGGGUUGGUGGGGAUGCUACACAGCAUGUAUUGUGGAGACUCAUAAAUGGAGAACUGGACUACAUCAACCCAAAGGUGGUGGUGUUGUGGGUAGGCACUAAUAAUCAUGGUCACACCCCAGAACAGAUCUGUGGAGGCAUCAUGGCCAUCAUCAAUGUGAUCCAUCAGAAACUGCCUCAUGCUCACACUCUUGUAUUGGGGUUGCUGCCGAGAGGUAAAAGUCCAAACCCUCUUCGCGAGCGUAACGCGAGUGUGAAUGCUGUAGUUCAGGCUGAGGUAGCGUCUCUGUCUCAUGUCUCCUUUCUGGACGUGGACCCUGUGUUCAUUCACUCAGAUGGUUCCAUCGCACAUCAGGACAUGUAUGAUUAUCUGCACCUCACGCCGCAGGCCUACCAGAGGGUGUGCCAGCCCUUACAUGAACGCAUCAAAUCCCUGUUAGAUAAACAUGCUCCCUGAACGCAAAACAAAAUACAGUACAGCAUACACCCUUUCCUGCACGUGAACGGAUGUUUCAUCCUUUAUGCUCUACAAUUAGGGCAUUAUUGAGAUAUAAACACCCUCAGGAAAACUAAUGACUAUUUAAUAGACACAAACUCAUAUAUAUAUAUAUAUUACAUGCUUUCUGUCAAUAUGCAUUGCUGCUUCCUUGUUACUACAAAAAUUUAUUUUAUUGUUCGUUGAGAACCAGCUUAACGGCAUAGUUCAUCCAAAAAUAAAAAAUGGUGUUGUCAUUCUUCAUGUGGUUCCAAUCAUUCUAUGAUUCAUCUAUUUUUGUCCCAAAAUGCAUUUUCUUCUGUGUUUCAUAGAAUAAAUAGUCAUACAGGUUUAGAAUGACAUGAGGGUGAGUAAAUAAAAACAGAAUUUUAUUUUUGGGUCAACUAUUCCUUUAAAUUCUGUCAGAUUUAUUCUCUUUACAUAAAAUGGUUAGUACAUUCACGAUGACCUCUGAUGAGUAAUGGUUGUUGAAGUGUACAUAAGGGCUGUGUGCUGCUGUCGUGGUUUGAUUGCUGAAGAAUUUCUUGUGAUCCUUGUGUAGGAAACAGCAGUUUUCCCGAAAGCAUGCAGUGUAGCCCUUCAGAUGUUGACAACUGCUCGUUUAUUUGUUGAAAGGAACAAUAUGUGUUAAUUUGGUUUCUCCCACAGUAUAUGCCCACAGGCUCUUUUCUGAGAAAAGGGUAGGUGCUUUACACAAAGUUACGUACCAUUAAAAUGAUUCCGUCAGAUGUAAUGUUUUAGACGCUUUGUGAUAAACACUGAAUUAGUGUUUCGGUUAUUUUGUACAGUAUUUUUGUUAUUUUUGUAAUUUUCUCCCACGUAUAUGUCUACUUUAUAUUUUUACUGUUAAUUUUGUGUUAUGUUCCAGUGAGUGAUGAAUUAUAUGAACUUUAUGCACCGGGGUAUCUAAAAAAUUUACAGUGUGGAUGAAAUCCUAAAAUCUUAUAACACAUGGAAUGGGCUUUGGAUGGUCUGUGCAUAGCUCAGUUUCUAAUAAGCAGAGAAUUUAAAUCAUAAGGAGCCGAUCAAUGGUUUUAUUUUAAUGGUAUUACAGUUGAAUUGUAUUGUUGUAUUACAACCAACAAACCAUCCCUUUCAAAUGGUGAAGAAUAUGAUUAAAUGUUGCGGUGUAUGAUGAUUCUGCUGCUGCUUUGUCCUGGUGUUUGUGUUUGUGCUGAUUUGUCUGAGGGGUUUUUGUGAACAUUGUUAUCUUCUAGUAGCCUUGGGAGAUUCCAGGAAUUGCAUUUCCUCAUGACUUGUUGAGAUUCUAGUCUGAGGUUUAGAUGUCAUGCCUGGUGCUGCAAUAAACAAUUAUCAUGGAA
Sinocyclocheilus rhinocerous is the source of this 2568-nucleotide messenger RNA. RefSeq names its product platelet-activating factor acetylhydrolase IB subunit gamma-like. Gene Ontology annotation, cellular component: cytoplasm. The transcript is spliced from 5 exons. Lineage: Eukaryota; Metazoa; Chordata; Actinopteri; Cypriniformes; Cyprinidae. Gene Ontology annotation, molecular function: platelet-activating factor acetyltransferase activity. The record is from RefSeq and is a predicted model, not a curated record. The coding region runs from base 512 to 1207 and encodes 231 amino acids.